Ruditapes philippinarum (Manila clam) is the source of this 2308-nucleotide messenger RNA. RefSeq lists its product as uncharacterized. The coding region runs from base 188 to 1159 and encodes 323 amino acids. The transcript has 5 exons. The record is from RefSeq and is a predicted model, not a curated record. Lineage: Eukaryota; Metazoa; Mollusca; Bivalvia; Venerida; Veneridae.
CGUAAUUUUUGCACAUAUAUACGGGCAUGUUUGAUCUUGUUAUAUUAUAUUUGGAUAUAAAAAAGAUACAUAUUGUGAUAUUCCCUAUCAACAAAGGACAAAUGACGUGUAAAAUGAAGGAGAGACAUUGAUUAAAAAUCAGGAUUUGUGAACGGUAGACGAUGACCUAGCUCAUCAGAAACAUGAUAUGAUGGCUACAGCAGUGCCAACAGUGCAGACACAAUUUUCGAAAUCAAAAUUUCUUAAUUGGAUUAAGGCUGCAAUAGCCAUUGUUUACACCAAAGACGAAAUAGAGCCAGUUAUUGUUAAUGAAGUCAAAGAUUUCCAGCAGAACUCUCUAAAUACUAUUUCCUCAUCAAACAUCCUACCAGCCGGAAGCACAUGUUCAAACUGCUGUACGGAAAGUCUGAUUGUUUGUCCAACAAACAGAAUUUGCAACGCAAAACGCGGAAAAUGCAGUUACCAUAAAAACGCUGCAACACAGUAUCGCCCAUCUGGCUGCCCGAAUAAAAUUUGUCAUCAUUUAAAAUCUGAGAUUCAAAGCGCACAUCGAUAUCAUGGUCCGUCAUAUAAAAAUACGGACGCAACCAAAUGGUGCAGCAAUGCUUGGGAAAUUGCCAAAUGUUAUCUCCCGCCAGACGGAUACAAGGAUGUAUCGAACGCUGGAGAUACUGAUUUUAAUGGCAUCAUUAGUGUCAUUAUUAAUCACAAAGGAUUUGAGGCGAAAAUAAAAGACGACCUGUCCAAGAAGAAUAAUGUAUUUGACAAGGGUAGAGAUGUUGGUAAAGCUGUCAGACAUUCUCCUAAUCUGGAGGUCGAGGAUACAGAUCUAACACAGUAUUUUACCAUUUUAAACAAUAUGUUGACGGAUCCUGGAUUCAUAGCAUUGAAUAAAUCACCAAACAAUGCAAUUCAAAAAUUGGCAAAGCUUCAAAGUGACGAUUUGAUCAUUGGAAAAGACGUUGUACGUAAAGUUUUGGAAGAUGUGGGAAAAACGAUUCAGGAACAAAUAAGAAAUGAGAUGGAUGAAUACAAACAGGAGACUGAAAAAAGAAAAUUAGAGCUUAUUGACAUAAUUAACUUAAAAGUAAAAGAUAUUGAAGAUAAGGGAAAUGUUUCACUUGCCAAGCUGAAUGAUGCGAUAAAACUCGUCCAUUGAUGCUUUUGAUGCUAAGGUAAAACAAUCGAUUAAGGAGAUAGAAAACUUGGCAAGAAAAGGAAAAGAAACCCUUGAAAGUGUUGCCAAUGAUGGAGUUCAAAACGUCAACAAAGAAAAAGGAAAAUGCAAUAAAGGAGAUACAAAAAGCUGCAGAAAAAUCCAGAGGUAACGAUGCCGAUGCUGAGAUCUCCGAGGAAACAUAUCAAAAGAAGAAAAAAGGUAAAAAAACAACCAUAAUUUUAUCACCAUUAUGAAUAAUAUAACAAGCUCAACAUUAACAUACAUGCUAAUAUCAUGCUUAUCGUUCUUAGAAGAAACAUCAUAAAGCUGAAAACAUUUUGAAGAACACGCUUCAUAUUUUCAUUAUGAGUAUAAGGUUUUGUAUAUAUUUUAUGCACAUGGAAAUAUAAAAUAACGAUAGUUCUAAUAUAUAUUUAAUAUAUAAUUAAUUAUUAUAUAUAUAUUUAUUUGGUAGGAUGAUACUUUGCGUGGUCUUCUUCAUUUGGAAUAAGUUUUAAGUCAGUUGGGUCAAGGGUACGAGUGCUAAAAAUUGAAUUUUACACAUUUGCUCAUAUAGCCUUCAUUUAUGGACAGAUGCCUUUCAUAUUUGGUAGGAAAAUAUCUUGCACGGUCUUCUUCCUUUGGAUCAAGUAAGAAGUCAGUGGAUGAAGUUCAAAAGUGCCAAAAUGGUUUCUGACACAGAGGCUUUUACAGUCUUUAUUUAUUGAAUGAAGUUUACUAUAUUUGGAAGGAACAUAUCUUGGAUGGUCCGGUGUUGGGAAUUACAAGAUUAAUGAAAUUGAUUCUAACAGUAGAUUUCUUACAAUUUUUAUACAGCCUUUGUAUAUUUUUUUCAAUGUCUUUACAAGAAACAUACCUUAGGUUUUUCUUCACGUUUGGGUGGAGUUUUGGGGCACUGUGUUCAAGGUAAAUUUCUACCUGUACCAUUGGCUUCAUAAUUUACACACUUACUAAUCCAUACAAAGUAUAUGAUUUGGGCAAGUUACAUAACUAUGGCUUCCAUUUGCACAAAGUUAUGGCCCUUUUCAGCACCUAGAAAAUGAAUAAUGGUUAACCUAAACCGGCAAGUUGAAAAUAUCUUAUGUUCUAUCUGAACUAAUUGCUUAAUAAUUUUCACACUUACUUAUC